This is a messenger RNA of Fusarium sp. VM40, 3705 nucleotides long. The record is from the annotation of a GenBank genome assembly. NCBI's taxonomy places the organism in Eukaryota, Fungi, Ascomycota, Sordariomycetes, Hypocreales, Nectriaceae.
AUGCUGCGACGACCUCCGGGUGAGGGACGUCGAUCCCCACAGCAUGGACUCUUCAUCGCCUUUGCUAUUAUCAUUUUGCCCUGGCUACUUGUCGAUGCUCAGCAGCAGUACCGACCCGUGGCCGGCGUUGUAAGCCAAUGGGCUGCCACGCCUAUUGACGCGAUCAAGGCUAGUAGCGAGACUGUCAGAGACGUAAAGCGACCUUUGAAGCAACGACAGUCCCAGCCCCAGUCUCAGCAGCAACAAAAGAACGAACGAAAGAGAGAAUACGAAAACAUCAAAAUCCCUGACGAUGCGAGCGCCCUCGCAACUUUGGCUCCGGACCAGUCCGUAAGAGCACCAAACCCUUCACGACAGCGGUCUAGCAGUCCUCUUGCUUAUGGGCUUGCUUCGCCGCAGACUGCCCGGCGUAGUCUGAAGGACUGGGAAGUAGAAGACUUUGUGCUUCUGGCGACCGUCGAUGGAGACCUAUAUGCCAACGACCGACGAACUGGAAAAGAACGUUGGCAUCUCGAAGUCGAACAUUCCAUGGUAGAAACCAAACAUUACCGCUUGGAGGAAUCUACCCUCAACGAAAACUACCAUCCAAUCGAUCAUUACGUAUGGGCAGUCGAGCCCAACCGGGAUGGCGGGAUAUACUUGUGGAUUCCGGAUUCUGACCAUGGCUUUAUCAAGACUGGGUUUACCAUGAAAAAGCUAGUUGAAGAAGUAAGCCCCUAUGCUGAUAGCCACCAUCCCAUUGUCUAUACUGGCGACAAGAAGACGACAAUGAUGACACUCGAUGCCGCUACCGGACGAGUCCUGAAAUGGCUCAGCUCCACUGGUUCCCACGUUUACGAAGCUGAGAGCUGCGCUCGUCCGGAUACUCUGUAUGAUGCAGAGAACUUGGAGUGUAGCUCUACUGGCACCAUCGCUCUGAGUAGAACCGAGUACACUGUUAGCAUUCAUCGACGCGAUAAUGGCCUUCCUGUUGCCACCCUCAAGUAUUCUGAGUGGAGUCCCAACAAUCGUGACAGCGACCUUUUCGAGCAACAUCACUCUUCUCUUGACAAGAAGUACAUCACAAGCCAACAUGACGGCAAGGUCUAUGCGUUUGACUACGCAAGGUCCGGAAAAGCAGAGCCCCUGUUCAGCGAACAUUUUGCCGCACCUGUAGCGCGAGUAUUUGAUGUAUGCCGGCCAGGAGAUGCCACAUCCGAAAGCAAUCCCGAUCUUGUUGCUCUCCCCCAGCCACCAAUGCCACCGCAAGACGAGACACACGAUCGCCUGCGCAGCAACAGUAUCUUCCUCAACCAGACUCGAACAGGAGAUUGGUAUGUCAUGUCUGGGCGUUCAUAUCCUCUUAUUAUACAUGCCCCUGUUGCUCAAAUCUCUCGCCCUGAGUGGUGGGACAAAUCCCCUCCCGCCUGGGACACUAUCAGCCACACCAAGAUGUCGAAGGUUUUAGUUGGCACCCAUUUCCUCAACAAUGAUAACAAGAGAGGAGGACCACAUAUCCCCAGUUUACCUGCGGAAUCGAUUGAGGCACCAAGGGACUAUGAUAUGUAUAAUGCACACGAGGAUACCGAGAACAACGUUGAGUCCCCCGCGGAAGUAGACUUAUACGACGAUUCCAUCUUUAACCUUAAGGCAAUACCUGGCAAGGCCGCGAGAACCAUUCAGGAUUUCUUCACCAACCCUAUGAUGAUUAUCAUAUUUUUCACAGUGUUGUACUUCAACCAGCAAAACCUUCGUCAACACCUGCAGCACGUCAAACGGAAGGGCAUUUGGAACGAACUGCAGAGCAUUUUAGGUCUUACAGGAGCUAGCCCUUUCGAAGAUUUGGAUGAUGGCGAGAGCACAGACGCUGAAGGCAACCUUGAUUACACACUCAGACAGGACUCGGAAGGAAGCAAGGGAAUGGACGAGAAGCCCACACAGAAUGCAAAAGAACCCCCAGUACCUGUCCCCGAGUCAUCAAUAUUGGAGCCUGAUGCAUCCCCACAGAAACUUGACAAUGAGGCGGAGUUGAGUGACAGGGAAGCGACACCUAAACCCAUGGAACUGGCUGGUAGAGCCAAGCCAGAAGCACCCACCAAGACAUCGAUCGAUCCCAGCACCCCUCAAUCCCAGGCAAAGACUGUAUCAAACAACGCUGGUCAGAAUGGUAUGCCUUCAGAGAAGAAGAAAAAGGCACACAGAGGGCGGCGUGGAGGUGUCAAGCAUCGAAAGGGCCGUGCUCAAGAUGCGUCUCUGUCUCGUGGCGAUGAUCCUCCAAUGGGUACUGUUGAGGACGCCGUGAACAACGCCAAGAAGCUAGGAGAAAGACCAAACCUCGAGCCUGAUGUCAUGACCAUACACAGUGACAUGCAGUCCGUGACAGGUACUGCCCUUGUUAUAGGAAAUAUCACGGUGCAUCCGGACGAGCAACUGGGCACGGGCAGCAAUGGCACCUUGGUUUUUGCUGGCAAAUUCGAUGACAGAGAUGUGGCUGUCAAGCGCAUGCUAGUACAGUUUUAUGACAUCGCCUCUCAAGAGACUAAGCUUCUGCGAGAAAGUGAUGAUCAUCCAAAUGUUAUUCGAUAUUACGCACAGCAGACACUGGGCGGCUUCUUAUACAUUGCACUAGAGCGUUGCGCUGCAUCGUUGGCUGAUGUUAUUGAGAGGCCUAACCAUUUCCGGGAUCUUGCCGAUGCAGGCAGACAAGAUAUACCCGACAUUCUCUUCCAGAUUGCCAAUGGUGUCAAGCACUUGCACUAUCUCCGAAUCGUUCACCGGGACCUCAAGCCCCAGAACAUCCUGGUCAGCAGAGACAGCAACGGAAAGCCAAGAAUGUUGGUCUCGGAUUUUGGACUGUGCAAAAAGCUAGAAAGUGACCAAUCAUCUUUUGGCGCUACUACCGGCCGCGCAGCUGGCACAACCGGUUGGCGUGCCCCAGAGCUUCUCCUUGGCGAUGAAGUUAGAGAAGUCUCGAUGGUAGAGGCCAGUACACAAAGCGGCUCUGGCUCGGUUCUGGCGGACGACAGCACAGCGUCUAGACGACGUGCUACACGAUCCAUUGAUAUCUUUUCUCUUGGACUGGUCUUCUUCUACGUCUUGACCAACGGAUCGCACCCCUUUGACUGCGGAGAUCGAUACAUGAGAGAAGUCAAUAUCCGAAAGGGACAAUACGACCUUGACCUCCUUGACUCUCUUGGUGACUCAGCACACGAUGCCAAAGAUCUCAUAGCGAAAAUGAUCAGUCAACACCACAUAGAUCGCCCGGACGCGGAAGACGUCAUGAUUCACCCUUUCUUUUGGGCUCCCAAGAAGAAACUUGCGUUCUUGUGCGACAUGUCAGAUCAUUUUGAAAAGGAGCCGAGGGAUCCGCCGUCGGAAGCACUAGCUGAGCUCGAGAGCUACGCAAAGGAUGUGAUUAACAACGACUUCCUGAAAGCCUUGCCGCGAGACUUUGUUCAUUCUCUUGAGCAGCAGCGCAAAUACACGGGUUCCCGUGUGCUCGAUUUGCUCCGAGCGAUAAGGAAUAAAAGGAAUCAUUACGAAGAUAUGUCAGACGCGCUCAAAAGGACCGUAGGCGCCUUCCCUGAAGGAUACACCUCGUUUUGGACCCUUCGAUUCCCUAAUCUCCUGAUUUCUUGCUGGACUGUCAUAAAGGCUCUUGAAUUGCACGAAACAGACCGGUUUCGCGAAUAUUACAAUAAAAAUGACUUGGAGAGGUUUAGGUAG